AUGGGUAUCUUGUCAUUAUUCGUCCUAGUCACAUUUGUUCUUGCACGACAGGUGAUUGCCAUCACUACACAGCAGAUCGAGACCGACUUGUCCUCCAACCUUUCUAAUGGAUCACACGUCGUUCUCACCACCGAUUCCUCUUACCCAACUGAAUUCACGCAACGAUGGAGCAUCUACGAUAAGGCCGAGCCAGCCUAUGCCGUUGCUGCCAAACCCGCUACAGCGAGAGACGUACAGACGAUCUUGCGGUAUGCAACCAAGAACAAGGUCCCUCUUUUAGCAACCGGAGGUGGCCACGGGUACUCGACCACUCUUUCUGGCCUACACAAUGCGCUCGAUGUUGAUCUACGCAACUUCAAGAAGAUUAAAGUCGACGCAUCCACCAACACCAUGGUCGUUGGAGCCGGUUCUACGUUUCAUGAUAUGUUCGAUCCGCUGUAUGCGGCCGGCAAGAUGAUGCGACCUUUGACUGGUGAACACGGACUCCUGAUUGACUCUCUACUCUCCGUGGAAAUGGUCACCGGAUCGGGCGAGAUUCUAACGGCGUCGGCUACUGAGAACUCCGACCUCUUCUGGGGCAUGCGUGGCGCGGGCUUCAACUUCGGUGUGGUCACAUCAGCGACCUAUCGCAUUUACGAUACAAUCAAUGAUGGCAUGGUUUACAAUGCAGACAUGUCGUUUGAAGCUGAGAAGAACGCCACGAUAUUUGAAAUCUUCCAGACUUAUCAAGGCAAGCAAGAUGAUAAGCUGGCAUUAACGAUUGGAUCCUCCAUAAAGAACAAGGUCCCAACAAUCGAUGUCUCCGCCAUUUACUACGGCAGCAAGCAGCAAGGCGACGCCGCGAUCAAGUCGUUCAUCAAGCAGAAGCCAUAUUACAGUAACAUCUCGGUCGUACCCUACAACCGGCUAGUGAGCGUAGCAAACUUCGGCGGCGAUAUAUUCGCUCAGCGGAAGGGUGUUGACGCGGACAUGUGGGGAUUUCAGCUCAACAACCUCACUGUACCUGCGCUGGUCGACACAUUCACGAAAUACAUCAACUUCCUCCUUGCGAACCCCGCAAUCGAUAAUACCAACUGGAUUAUCGAGAAAUUUGGCCUCGGCGUAACGGCAAGCAUCGACGAUGAGUCUACAGCCUAUGCUUGGCGCAAAACUGUAGCCUAUGGCUUCUUCGCUUUUUACCUACCUGGCAAUGUCACUGCGGAGCAGACCAACACCGUCGACACGUUCACCGCGAAGAUACGCACCGAUUUGAUGACAGCGUGCGGAAACCCCGAUGGCAAUGUGUUUCCCAACUACGCACGUGGCGACGAGAAGCCGGAGCAAGUGUAUGGCGCGACGAAACUUCCAAGACUGAGGCUGCUGAAGAAGAAGUAUGACCCGAAGGGUUUGUUCAACCACUUCAACUCUUUCGUAUAA
This is a messenger RNA of Alternaria incomplexa, 1416 nucleotides long. RefSeq lists its product as uncharacterized. NCBI's taxonomy places the organism in Eukaryota, Fungi, Ascomycota, Dothideomycetes, Pleosporales, Pleosporaceae. Bases 1 to 1416 code for a protein of 471 amino acids. The transcript has 3 exons. The record is from RefSeq and is a predicted model, not a curated record. Gene Ontology annotation, molecular function: FAD binding; oxidoreductase activity.